AUGGAGCGGUGUGUAGUGAAACGUGAUGGUCGUCGACAGCCGGUAAAGUUUGACAAAAUCACUGCGCGAAUCAAAAAGCUGGCCUACGGUUUGGACCCGCUCGUGGACGUCACCGAGGUUGCGCAGAAGGUGUGCGCUGGUGUAUACGACGGGGUGCAUACCUCGGAGCUUGAUGAGUUAGCUGCUGAAACUGCAGCGUACAUGAGCACACGGCAUCAUGACUAUUCGAUUUUAGCUGCGCGGAUCGCGGUAAGCAACUUGCACAAGAACACCGAAAAGUCAUUCAGUGCGGUGAUGGAACGCCUAUAUGCCUACAGGUCUCCGAAAACGAACGAUCCAGCGCCGCUGAUUGCGAGCGACGUCAUUGAAAUAGUGCGCCGCCACGCCGAAACGAUAGAUGGCGCUAUCAUCUACGACCGCGAUUUCUCUUACGACUACUUUGGGUUCAAAACUUUGGAGCGCUCGUAUCUGUUACGAAUCGACGGCAAGGUGGUCGAGCGUCCCCAGCAAAUGCUGAUGCGCGUGGCGAUUGGCAUCCACAAGGAGGACCUAGAUGCCGCACUAGAAACCUAUGACUAUAUGAGUCAAAAGUACUUUACGCAUGCGAGUCCGACGCUCUUCAAUGCCGGCACACCGCGCCCACAGCUCAGUUCGUGUUUCCUCCUGAGCAUGACGGAGGACUCCAUCGAGGGAAUCUAUGACACACUGAAGCGCUGCGCAGUGAUUAGCAAGAGCGCGGGCGGUAUCGGUCUGGCGAUCCACAACAUUCGAGCAACGAAAUCUUACAUUCGCGGAACGAACGGAUCGAGCAACGGUAUCGUGCCGAUGCUUCGUGUCUUCAAUGACACAGCCCGCUAUGUGGAUCAGGGGGGUGGGAAACGCAAGGGCGCCUUUGCUGUAUACCUGGAGCCAUGGCAUGCUGAUAUCUUUGAGUGGCUUGAUCUGAAGAAGAACCACGGCAAAGAGGAAGCACGUGCACGAGAUCUCUUCUAUGCACUUUGGACGCCGGAUCUAUUCAUGCGGCGAGUGGAGGCCAACGAACAGUGGUCCCUUUUCUGUCCGAAUGAGGCGCCUGGUCUUGCGGAUGUCUGGGGCGAUGCGUUCGACGAACUCUAUCAGCGCUACGAGGCUGAAGGCAGGGCACGAGAGGUGAUCCCUGCGCGAAAGCUCUGGUUCUCGAUUCUCGAGUCGCAGAUUGAGACAGGCACGCCCUACAUGCUCUACAAGGAUCAUUGCAACCGGAAAAGUAAUCAGCAGAAUCUAGGCACGAUCCGCUGCUCCAAUCUCUGCACCGAGAUCGUAGAGUACACUGCACCAGACGAGGUUGCGGUGUGCAACCUCGCGAGUAUCGCUCUGAACAAGUUUGUGGUGCCAGGAGACCGUGAGCGCGGAACUUGUCCCGUAUUUAACUUCGACGAGCUCGCCUUUGUGACUCGCAUGGUUACCAAAAACCUGAACAAGAUUAUCGAUGUGAACUUUUACCCCAUUCCCGAGGCACAGAACUCGAAUCUGCGUCACCGCCCGAUUGGCAUUGGUGUCCAAGGACUCGCUGAUGCCUUCAUCCUCAUGCGGAUGCCAUUUGAAAGCGAUGAGGCUCGUGCGCUGAACCAGGAAAUCUUCGAGUGUAUCUACUACAACGCAUUGCAAGCGUCGAUCGAGCUUGCGGAGCGCGACGGACCGUAUGCCUCUUUCGAGGGCUCACCAGCGGCACGAGGACAGCUUCAGUUUGAUCUUUGGAACGUGAAACCGACUUCAUCUCGUUGGGAUUGGGAUGCGCUUAAAGAGCGUAUCACUCUUCACGGACUGCGUAAUUCGCUACUGGUUGCCCCGAUGCCGACUGCGUCCACCUCGCAGAUCCUGGGCAACAACGAAUGUUUCGAGCCGUAUACCUCGAAUCUGUACACCAGGCGCGUGCUCGCUGGAGAGUUCACCGUCGUGAAUCAACAUCUUGUCCGUGACCUGCAGGAGCUCGGCCUCUGGAACCCGCUCGUGAAGAACAAGAUCAUCGCCCACGGUGGCUCGAUCCAGCAAAUCCCUGAGAUCCCCCAAGACAUACGAGACCUCUAUAAGACCGUCUGGGAGGUCAGCCAACGGCGCCUACUCGACCUGGCUGCUGAUCGCGGUGCCUUCAUCGACCAGAGCCAGUCCCUGAACGUUUACAUCGCGCAACCAACGAUCGGCAAGUUGAGCUCGAUGCAUUUCCACGGUUGGCGUCUUGGCCUCAAAACCGGUAUGUAUUACCUCCGGACGCGACCAGCAGCUGAUGCUAUCAAGUUCACGCUCGAUCAGCGUAUUCUCAAGGAAGAGAACCACACCGCUGUCAAUGGAUCGCAACUGCCGUGCAAUCUCACGCCGCGUACCAGCGCAGCUGAGCAGUUCGCUGCACUCGCCUGCUCCCUAGAUAAGAAGGAUGACUGCAUCGCGUGCGGAAGCUGA
Messenger RNA from Cyanidioschyzon merolae strain 10D, 2436 nucleotides. RefSeq names its product ribonucleoside-diphosphate reductase alpha chain. Gene Ontology annotation, molecular function: ribonucleoside-diphosphate reductase activity, thioredoxin disulfide as acceptor; ATP binding. Gene Ontology annotation, cellular component: ribonucleoside-diphosphate reductase complex. Lineage: Eukaryota; Rhodophyta; Bangiophyceae; Cyanidiales; Cyanidiaceae. The record is from RefSeq and is a predicted model, not a curated record. Gene Ontology annotation, biological process: deoxyribonucleotide biosynthetic process; DNA replication. Bases 1 to 2436 code for a protein of 811 amino acids. The transcript has a single exon.